Messenger RNA from Meira miltonrushii, 2635 nucleotides. RefSeq lists its product as uncharacterized. NCBI's taxonomy places the organism in Eukaryota, Fungi, Basidiomycota, Exobasidiomycetes, Exobasidiales, Brachybasidiaceae. Gene Ontology annotation, molecular function: transcription coactivator activity. Gene Ontology annotation, cellular component: SAGA complex. The record is from RefSeq and is a predicted model, not a curated record. Gene Ontology annotation, biological process: regulation of transcription by RNA polymerase II. The transcript has a single exon. The coding region runs from base 167 to 2566 and encodes 799 amino acids.
GCCACAAACAAAAGGCGCAAGACUCAGCCCCGUAGCAAGAGAAAGCAAAAUCAUCUUGCCAAUCUGCUCAGCUCUCUUCACACAUGAAUACCAUCUGAUUCAAUCGCAUACAACAACACCUUUUUGCUCCUGGUGAGCCUUUUGGGGUAAAAGGUUCUUUUCAAAGAUGCCUUCAACCCAUCGUACUCGAUCUUCAACUCCAAUAGCAUCAUCAUCUCGUGAUUCUGCAUCGAUACAAAUAGCUUCAAUUGCUGCUUCGACAGAUAUACCUUCAAGCAAUGAAUUAGCAUCACUUGCACGCAUAUUACGUGAUCGAAAGAAGCUAUUAAAGAGAAAGCUUGAAGUUGUACAAAAUGAUGAACAGAAUAUCACAAGUGGUGGCAAAGGUACCAAUACAAGACGAACGACACUUCUGGAAUCUCUGGAAAAUAUCGAAUCAUCAUCUGCUAGACGAUCGAGAAGUAGAUCUCCAACAGGCUCAGCAAGAAAAGAAAGACCGACACCUUUGAAUUUACAGACUAGCUCAGGCAAGCUCAACAGAAAUGCAAAUCUUUCUUCACCGACUUCUGCUACACAACCACUCCCGACUGGAGAUGGACAAAGACCUAGAAUAAAGGUAAAGAGAGAAUCAGAGAGGGAUAGGAGUAUAGAUGCACAUAGUGUAGCAUCUGGCUCAGGAUCACACGCACUUGGAUCGACAAACAGAGCUGGAAGUGAAGCAAGUCCAGGUCCUGAUGGUGAUUGGGAUGAUGAAGGUCCAUCAAGACCGGGAAGAGGAUUUUUCAAUAAGCGUAAACGCCAUCGUGGCACGAAUGAUCGAGAUGGAUCGGCUGAUGAAUAUUCUCAAUCGGAAAUUGAUAGUCCUGCUCCUCCAGCAUCUUCUCGAGUAUCCGGUCAAGGUGAUUCAUCAUGGCCAAAGCGUGAAUCGAUGUUCUCCAGUUCGACUGGUGCUGCAUCUACACACAAAUUGAAAUUGAACCCAACUGCGCAAACUGCACAUCUUAAACGUGAUUCACUAUCCGGUGGCAUGCUUAGAAGACCUUUGGGGUUGCGAGGUGAUGACUUUGGUCAAAUGCCUUUGACACCCUUUCAAAUCCAGCAAGCUGCAAUGUGGGAAUUGCCCAAAAGAACACCAGAUACGUUUAUACCAAAGGAGGGACAGAGAAGGCAUAUUCGACCAUAUCCGAUCAAGCCUGAUGAAGUGGAUGUUGAUUUCUCAUCAAUGGAUUGGAGAGAAAGAGAUAAGGAGAGAGAUAGAUUGGAAGCAGCGGCUGCAGCUUCGGCAGCAGGAACUCCAGUCGGACCUGGCCCGGGACAAGCAGUUGUAAAGGAUACAGCCGUUAGUCGAGCAAGGGACAGAAAGCAAGAUCAAGUGCCUUUUCAUACCUUUCAACAAUGGUGUGAUGGUUGGUUUAGAACAUUGACGGAUGAGGAUUUGGCUUGGCUAUCCAGCAAAUCUGAAGAUAUGGACCUUUUCUCAAUUCCUUCGCUUGGCAGACAUUACAAGGAAAUAUGGGAAGAGGAAGAAGCAAAUGGUGCACUUGUACCUACCGUAUACCUAACAAAUGCCCCUUACAGUACUACACCGCUACAGUCCGCAUUCCCAGUCUCUGCCAAUAUGAAUGGACGGUCUAUGCCAGGAAGUAGCAAUGGAAUGGGACCGGGUAUUGCUUCUUCACACAUGACAAAACCUCCAAAGUUCGAUCCACGUCAAUUGAAAGACGAUCACCUGUUUGCCGGUUCAUUGGAUGAAGUACGCGGAGGUCCAUUCACAGAACGACUUUUGAGUGUUUUGCUACCAACGCCACCGCCUAGUGAUGAUUCAGGAGAGGCGAAUCAACAAGCCAAUCAGAAUGCUGGACCGGGUGGUCUAGUAUUGAUAAGUGGACAUGGAGGAGGCAAUGCAGGUACUUCUCAAGAUAUGGCAGAUUACGAAGACAGAUUGAUGCGUGAGCUCAAAGCGAUUGAUGUGAUUGGGAAUGAAGAUUCGAUUGAUUGGUCAGAUCGAACGGAUGAUGAAAUUUCUUCAACUUUACGUAAAGUACAAAACCUACUUCGAAAACAAAUUCGAAUCAACGAAGUACGAAAGUUACGUUUAUACGAGCUUGCUAAAGAUCGUAUGGGAUAUCAAGAUUACGUUGCUUGUUUGACUUCUGCCGAAAGGGAAAUCGAAUCUGGUUGGCUAAAAAGACAACAACAAAUCCGAAAGAGUAUGUCUGCACAAAAGAAGAAAAAAGGAAGUACCUCUGGAGCUGGCAGUGGUGCGGCAGCAGUGGCAGCAGCGGCGAUUGGAGAUACGAAUGCUGCGAAUAGUCCGGCAGCUGCAGGAACGCCAGGCGCAAGUAGUUCAGCAAUGACUGCUCAAGGUUCAACACAAGGUUUCGUUGCUGAAAAUCGUGGUGGUGGACCGAUUAAACCUCAAUUUUCUGAUCAAUUAAUCAGUGCAAUGGAUAAACGUCGUAAAUUAAUCUUUGCACUUGAACCAAUCUUUGCCAAAAAUCCUCUGGCCAAAUUUACACCAAAAGGCGAUGAGUCAAUUUAUGCAGAUUUGGAUUUGAAUCAGUAAAUACACAUUGUACUAUACUAUAAUUUAUCAACUUUUGUCUUUUUCUGAAAAUAAUCAGUGAUGUAUUGA